GCUUUGAGAGAGAAGGCUUGUGAGCUGAGACAAGAGGAGUUCUUCAGCUGAACUGGAGUCAAACUAUAUAACAAAGAGAAGACACAGAGAACAGGGGAACAACAGGAGAGAAACAAAGGCUGAGACCCGUAGAGAGAAAAAGAGAGAAACUGAACAGAAGAAGAAAGAGGGGGUGUUAACCUCUUGACCCUACAAACAUCAACCAGCAUCUUGUAUCAUCAUGGACACAGACACCAGCCUCAACCAUGCAAACAGCUCUUUACAGCAUCCAGACAUUGAGUUGUUCUCUUCUGAGGAAGACAGCAGUCUCUACUUCACCUACAGUGGAGGUUGCAAUGAGCUGGAGGUCAACAACCUGCAUUAUGAGGUGGACACAGCGGCUCAGAUCCCCUGGUAUGAGAGGUUAUCAGAGUUCAAGUUGCCGUGGGAGAUAAAUGGAAACAAGCAGAUAGCCAUCAACAGGCUCAGCCUCCGAGUCCACAGCGGGCAGAUGCUGGCCAUCAUUGGCAGUUCAGGUUGUGGUAAAACAUCUUUGCUGGACAUAAUAACAUGCCGUGAUGAGGGCGGUACAAUGACGUCCGGUCAGGUUCUGAUUAACGGGAAGCCAAACACGCCCCAGCUGGUGAAGAAGAGCAUCGCUCAUGUCCGCCAAGAUGACCGCCUUCUUCCUCAUCUCACCGUCCGUGAAACUCUCGUCUUUGUUGCCAAACUGAGGCUCCCCACCCACUUCACACAGGCUCAGAGGGACCAGAGGGUGGAUGAUGUCAUUGCAGAGCUGCGGCUGCGACAGUGUGCUCACACCAGAGUGGGAAACGACUAUGUGAGGGGUGUUUCUGGAGGAGAGAGGAGGAGAGUCAGUAUAGCUGUCCAACUUCUUUGGAACCCCGGCAUUUUGAUCCUGGACGAGCCCACGUCAGGUUUGGACAGCUUUACAGCCCACAACCUGGUGAUCACACUAUCCCGCCUGGCCCGGGGAAACCGUCUGGUCCUGCUGUCGGUCCACCAGCCUCGGUCAGAUAUCUUUCAGCUCUUUGACCUCGUCGUCCUGCUGUCAUCGGGUUCAGCUGUUUACUGUGGCGCUGCUCGUGACAUGGUGCCUUACUUUACUGCCCUGGGAUACCCCUGCCCACGAUACUGCAACCCCUCUGACUUCUAUGUUGACCUGAUCAGUAUAGAUCGGCGUAGUCCGGAGCGAGAGGCCGAGUGUUUGGAGCGGUCCAGAGUUCUGGCUGAGCAGUUAAUGGAAAAGGUCAGAGACACAGGCGAUCACAUGUGGAAAUCAGCUGGGACCAACACAGCACUGACACAAACUGAAAGCCCUCAGCAGCUGAGCAAAGUAAUCACCAUUUCCGAUCAAAGAAACAGACUGCCUGGCCGACUACACCAGUUUACGACCCUCAUCAGGCGUCACAUGUAUAAUGACUUCAGAGACCUGGUCACCUUAUUGGUCCACGGCUUUGAGGCCCUCCUCAUGUCACUGCUGGUUGGUUUUCUCUACUACGGGGCAGGAGAAGAGCGUCUGUCCAUUCAGGACACAGUGGCCCUCCUCUACAUGAUCGGAGCGCUCACCCCAUUCGCUGUGGUGCUGGACGUCAUAGCUAAAUGUCACACAGAGAGAGCCAUGCUCUACCACGAGCUGGAGGACGGCAUGUACUCUGUCACCUCCUACUUCUUUGCCAAGGUCCUGGGGGAGUUACCAGAGCACUGCGUGUUCACGCUGGUGUACGGCCUGCCCAUCUAUUGGCUGACCGGUCUUAACGAGGCGCCGGAUCGUUUCCUGCUAAACGUCCUGUUGGUGUGGCUGAUGGUUUACUGCAGCCGAGCCAUGGCUCUGUUUGUAGCAGCUGCGUUGCCCACCCUGCAGACCUCAGCAUUCAUGGGCAACGCCUUGUUCACUGUCUUCUACUUGACCGGAGGUUUUGUCAUCAGCCUGGAGAAUAUGUGGCUUGUGGCUUCGUGGCUCUCUCACGCCUCCUUCAUGCGUUGGGGGUUUGAGGGCAUGCUGCAGGUACAGUUCAGAGGCAACAAGUACCCCGUCACCAUUAGAAACAUCACCAUCCAGGUUGACGGCAUACACGUGGUGGAGGCCAUGAACAUGAACCAAUACCCUCUGUACUCAUGCUAUCUGGUCCUGCUGGCAGUCUGUCUGGUCUUCAUGGUGCUCUAUUACGUGUCCCUAAAAUUCAUCAAACAGAAGUCCAGUCAGGACUGGUGAACACAUCUGGACCAUUUCCAACAAUUAGACCAAACGCUGUCUGAAAUCACCCACACAACAUCAGUCAGGUUUUCAACUUUAGGAAGUGUUUUUUGCAGCAGUGGAAGGAUAAAGUGGGUUCUAGUUCGACUGGUUUGACACUGAGCCAUGCUUUCCAUUGUUAUUCUACUGUUCUUAUUAGGAUGUUUGACAGUAAAAAAAGAAAGUGCUUAAUUUAGGGGAGAGAAGUACAAUGUAUGUUUUGAAUUGACCUUUUCACAAUAAUCUCAAAAUCAGAAACUCCUGCACUCUUUUUAAUGGUAGAAACGUGAAAUAACAUUCUUAAAGUCACCCUUCUUGAUGUUUGAAAUAAUUCCUAAAAGUGCAGCAAUUUCUCUUAUCUUUGACUAGUCAAUACAUCUCAACAUAUAUCUAACAGUUUAAUAAUGGGAAUAUUUGGAAUUUGGGUAAGAAAAUAGGUUUUGGAGAAGCUCUUGUUGCAGUACUGCUGUCUGCUGCUGGAUGGCAGCAGAGCAUUGUACUAACAUCAAAGUUAAAAUGAUAAAUUUCUUUCUCCCUCUUCUCUGUCUUGGCAAAUGAUUAGAGCGCUACUUUGGCAGAUAUCCAUCUACAGCUUUUGCUUGUUCCAGUUUCAAUCUUCUUUUUUUCUACAGCUUUAUCUUUUUUUCUAUAUGUAAGGUUAUUAAGCUUAACAAUGUGUGUGCCAGUAUAGGGAGCACUGGAGAAAAAAAAAAGCCUAGUAGAUUUAGUAAAUCACACUCAGAAAAAAAAGAGCUUGUACUUGUGUCCUCAUAGAUUGAAGAUUAUGUAAGCAGUGUGUUUUUGCACUGGUGCAAAAGCCUGAUAAAUAUUUUAUUGACGUGGUAUGAGUCCAAAUUAGUAAAGUAUUAAAUCAAACUGCUCCAAUUGAGCGUGUUUAUUUUUGUCUUCAUACUCUCUCUCUGCUACCCUUUGACCUGGUUAUACAGUUAAAUGGCGUUUUAUUUCAGCACUACACAAAACCCUUAGAAAUGGUUCUUCAUGUAAAAUCAUUAAGGAAAUAUUAGGUGCAUGUAACACCAUAAAAAAAA
This is a messenger RNA of Sander lucioperca (pikeperch), 3285 nucleotides long. It is a transcript of the gene abcg8, whose product is annotated as ATP-binding cassette, sub-family G (WHITE), member 8. The record is from RefSeq and is a predicted model, not a curated record. Gene Ontology annotation, biological process: cholesterol homeostasis. Gene Ontology annotation, molecular function: ATP binding; ATP hydrolysis activity; ABC-type transporter activity. The coding region runs from base 221 to 2215 and encodes 664 amino acids. NCBI's taxonomy places the organism in Eukaryota, Metazoa, Chordata, Actinopteri, Perciformes, Percidae. The transcript is spliced from 13 exons. Gene Ontology annotation, cellular component: plasma membrane.